UUCUGGUACGACUACAAGCUGAAGUGGGACCCGGAGGAGUAUGGAGGGGUGGUCAUGUUACAUGUUCCUUCUGAUCAUAUCUGGCGCCCGGAUAUAGUGCUAUACAACAAGCAACGCUUGCACUUCGAUGGCUGGGAGUGGAAACCUCCAGCUAUCUACAAGUCCUCGUGUGAGAUCGAUGUCGAGUUCUUUCCUUCGACGAACAGACGUGUGCUCAUGAAGUUUGGUUCCUGGACCUAUGAUGGCUUCCAGGUGAGAGUGUCCUUCCUACUCCAGGACCAACGAUGGCUUCCAGGUGAGUGUCCUUACUCCAGGACCCACGAAGACUUCAUGAGUGUCCCUUACUCCAGGACCCACGAAGACUUCCCAGGAGAGUCCCUUCUUACUCCAUACCCAUGA
Molecule: messenger RNA, 399 nt
Organism: Homarus americanus (American lobster)
Lineage: Eukaryota; Metazoa; Arthropoda; Malacostraca; Decapoda; Nephropidae
Product: acetylcholine receptor subunit alpha-like
Exons: 3
Biological process (GO): chemical synaptic transmission; signal transduction; nervous system process
Cellular component (GO): neuron projection; synapse; membrane
Molecular function (GO): neurotransmitter receptor activity; extracellular ligand-gated monoatomic ion channel activity; transmembrane signaling receptor activity
Source: RefSeq, a predicted model, not a curated record